AUGGCUGCAACCGAGAAGAAUGCCGAGGAGCUGAGAAAAGCUUCGCAGCUCUCCCACGUACCUCGAGAGUUGUGCGAUGCUCGCUUCCGUGCCCGAGCAUGGGCUCAUCAAUAUAACCACUUCUUUCCCACCGGUGCCGAGGCCAAUGCAACUUCCCUGCAGCAGACUCGAGCACAGAUGUUGCGCGAGAUUCUCGGCCGGGUAGAUGGCGACGACGUCGUCAUCGAGCCUCCUUUCAAUAUUGACUAUGGCUGCAACAUCAGUAUAGGCGAGCGAUUUUAUGCUAACUUUAAUCUUGUCAUCCUUGACUGUGCCAUCGUUACAAUUGGAAAUCGUGUUAUGAUGGGUCCCAACGUGUCGAUAUUCGCGGCCACCCAUGAGACUGAAGUCGCAAGUCGGAGAGACAACAUCGAGUAUGCCAGACCAGUCUCGAUCGGUGACGACUGCUGGAUAGGGGGUCAUGUGGUGGUUCUUCCUGGUGUCACAAUUGGCAAAGGGUGUGUGAUCGCGGCGGGCUCAAUCGUGACGAAGGAGGUACCGGCCUGGAGUGUUGCUAAAGGGGUCCCGGCGCGAGUGUUUAAGUCUGUUGAGCCAAUUGAGUGA
Messenger RNA from Diaporthe amygdali, 603 nucleotides. Its product is annotated as Galactoside o-acetyltransferase. NCBI's taxonomy places the organism in Eukaryota, Fungi, Ascomycota, Sordariomycetes, Diaporthales, Diaporthaceae. The record is from RefSeq and is a predicted model, not a curated record. The transcript is spliced from 2 exons. Gene Ontology annotation, molecular function: acetyltransferase activity. Bases 1 to 603 code for a protein of 200 amino acids.